AAAAAGGCAAAACUUUUUUUCGUCCCUUGAUCCCCCCCCCGGCCGCUUUCUCGCAUGAAUCUCCUCGACCCUUUCAUGAAAAUGACAGAAGAGCAGGACAAAUGUAUCUCCGACGCCCCCAGCCCCACUAUGUCGGAUGACUCCGCCGGGUCCCCCUGUCCCUCUGGAUCCGGGUCGGACACGGAGAACACCAGACCCCAAGAAAACACCUUCCCCAAGGGGGACCCGGACCUGAAGAAGGAGAACGACGAGGACAAGUUCCCGGUGUGCAUCCGGGAGGCGGUGAGCCAGGUGCUGAAGGGCUACGACUGGACCCUGGUGCCGAUGCCGGUGCGGGUGAACGGCUCGAGCAAGAACAAGCCGCACGUGAAGAGACCCAUGAACGCCUUCAUGGUGUGGGCGCAGGCGGCCCGAAGGAAGCUGGCGGACCAGUACCCGCAUCUGCACAACGCCGAGCUCAGCAAGACCCUGGGCAAGCUCUGGAGGCUGCUGAACGAGAGCGAGAAGCGUCCCUUCGUGGAGGAGGCUGAGCGGCUGCGGGUGCAGCACAAGAAGGACCAUCCCGACUACAAGUACCAGCCGCGGCGGAGAAAGUCGGUGAAGAACGGGCAGUCGGAGCAGGAGGAGGGCUCGGAGCAGACCCACAUCUCCCCCAACGCCAUCUUCAAGGCGCUGCAGGCCGACUCCCCGCAGUCGUCCUCCAGCAUCAGCGAGGUGCACUCCCCCGGGGAGCACUCGGGUAGGGCAGUCACAGGGCCCCCCACGCCCCCCACCACCCCCAAGACGGACACGCAGCCCGGCAAGCAGGACCUGAAGCGGGAGGGCCGCCCCCUGCAAGAGGGUGGCCGGCAGCCCCCCCACAUCGACUUCCGAGACGUGGACAUCGGGGAGCUGAGCAGCGACGUCAUCUCCAACAUCGAGACCUUCGACGUCAACGAGUUCGACCAGUACCUGCCUCCCAACGGGCACCCGGGGGGCCCAGCCGCGCACGGCCAGCCCGGCCAGGUCACCUACACGGGCAGCUACGGCAUCAGCAGCACGUCGGGCUCCCGCGCCGGCCACGUGUGGAUGUCCAAGCAGCAGGCGCAGCCCCCGGCGCAGCCGCAGCCCCCGGCGCAGCACGGGCUGCCGGCGCUGAGCGGGGAGCAGGGCCCGGCGGCGCAGCAGAGGACGCACAUCAAGACGGAGCAGCUGAGCCCCAGCCACUACAGCGAGCAGCAGCAGCACUCCCCGCAGCAGAUCAACUACAGCUCCUUCAACCUGCAGCACUACAGCUCGUCCUACCCCACCAUCACCCGCUCCCAGUACGACUACACCGACCACCAGAACUCCGGCUCCUACUACAGCCACGCGGCGGGGCAGGGCAGCGGCCUCUACUCCACCUUCACCUACAUGAACCCCACGCAGCGCCCCAUGUACACCCCCAUUGCAGACACUUCGGGGGUCCCCUCCAUCCCCCAGACCCACAGCCCGCAGCACUGGGAACAGCCCGUCUACACGCAGCUCACCAGGCCCUGA
Messenger RNA from Manacus vitellinus (golden-collared manakin), 1518 nucleotides. RefSeq names its product SRY-box transcription factor 9 (gene SOX9). Lineage: Eukaryota; Metazoa; Chordata; Aves; Passeriformes; Pipridae. Gene Ontology annotation, molecular function: RNA polymerase II cis-regulatory region sequence-specific DNA binding; DNA-binding transcription factor activity, RNA polymerase II-specific. Gene Ontology annotation, cellular component: nucleus. Gene Ontology annotation, biological process: oligodendrocyte differentiation; morphogenesis of an epithelium; negative regulation of transcription by RNA polymerase II. The record is from RefSeq and is a predicted model, not a curated record.